AUGUCUCUCAAGAAAGAUUCCCACCCCUCGUCCGCCGCCUUCGACGUCAUCAACCAGACGCUCCAGGCCAACGAGGCUGACCGCAAGGACGCCCUCGAAAAGGCCAAGGCCGUCGUCGCCUUCAACAUCAAGAAUUCCGACGGCAAAGAAGAGGCCUGGUACCUCGACCUGAAGGACAAGGGCGAGGUUGGACACGGGCUCGCUCCCAAGGGCGGCAAGGCUGACGUCACCCUCUCCCUCUCCGACGCCGAUUUCGCCCAGCUCGUUGCCGGCAAGGCCAAUGCCCAGCGUUUGUUCAUGGGCGGCAAGCUGAAGAUCAAGGGCAACAUCAUGAAGGCGACCAAGAUGGAGCCUAUCCUGAAGAAGGCCCAGGGCGGUGCCAAACUGUGA
Messenger RNA from Penicillium arizonense, 390 nucleotides. Its product is annotated as SCP2 sterol-binding domain-containing protein. Gene Ontology annotation, cellular component: cytosol. The transcript has 3 exons. The record is from RefSeq and is a predicted model, not a curated record. Lineage: Eukaryota; Fungi; Ascomycota; Eurotiomycetes; Eurotiales; Aspergillaceae. The coding region runs from base 1 to 390 and encodes 129 amino acids.